CGGGUGGGCUUGCCUUCCUGCUCCAGGGCCUGGGCGCCCGGUUUCUGGAAUGAGUUACAAAUGCAUGGCGAAUAAUAAAGGGCUAAUUUGAAAUAGGUGCCUGGACGUGUGGGGCAUGGUCUGGCCGCUGGCUGGAAUUUCACAUUCCUUUAGAAAGAGAUCGUGAGUCACUUCAGAAAAAUCAGGAAAAGUUGAGUCUGCUUUAUUUCAUCGUAGUGGCUGUUGAAACGCCCUGUUUUCUUAGUGGUUCUGAGCUUCAGCCAGUUAGGCUCUCCUUUGUGAUGUUUGACUCGAAAAUGCGUCUUAGCACGUGCUCCUGGGCUGGGGGUCCAGCGGGGGUGAGGGCAGAAGUCGGUACUUGUGGGGUGGAAGGGAAGGAGCCCUCCCCACGCAGAUGAGCAAUGGGUAGACUUGAUCGGGGACUUGCAGCCAUCCAGAAUAAGUUUGCCCUAUGUAAGGGGGUUAUAAUUAUUCCUAGAGAUUCUAAGAUUUAGCUUUCAGUGUAAGCUACUGGCUUUUCCGAAGGAAGUGAGUACUUUCCACUUUAAGGUAGAUGGGGCACUCUCAGCUUGGUUGGGUAUAAGUAUGUGAUUUUUCCUGACAUAUUGAAAAAGGAUGUACAUGGUACAUAAUAUUUUCUGUAAUAUACGGAAGAAUUGUUUGGUGAAGUGUUGCCAGUGCAGGUAUUGGGGAUGCUGUCACAUGUAGUUGUACAUGGAUUUGGAAGAUGGCAGACGGGCUCGAAUCUGCCUUUCAUCACUUUCUUAAUUAACCGAGCAUGGAGAGUGAUGUGUGGAUCUUUUAAUGACAGUAUUUGGUUGAAUCCAGGAUGCCCCGUGGUGUGAUAAUGACUGCCACGGUGUUUUCUGAGGCAGCUGUGCAAGGAAGCUUCCUGCCUGAGAGAUUAAGAAGUGGGAGUUAGAACUAGGAAAUAGAGUAGGUGAACUAUGACUUGAGGGAUUAACAUUCUAUGCUGGUGGUUUACGUGUCAGCGCUGCAUAGUUAAUGAUUCUGGGUGUAAAGACAUUUUGUUGGAUUCUUGUCCCUUUGUGUGCACACAUUUACAGUCUUUAUAUCAGCCUACUGUAACUUUAGAAAGGUACUACUUGGGACCAGUGAAAGGUACAGCUUGAAUAGUAACAUUCUAGUUGUAACUUUCACUUUUUUGCAAACUAAUUCACACUGUUGUAGAAAUAACCUUGAAACUUCUAGAGAGAUGCAAAGCCCGCCCCAGGGGCCUUUUUCUGUGCUGGCUCAGACUCCUCCUCUGACAGUUUAGGAAGGAGAAAGUAGGAUCUAGAAGAGAAGCUGUUACCCUCAAAUACAGUUGUGAAACUGCUGAGCCAGACUGGGCAGAUUUCCUUCACGCUCUUUAUUAGCUCACUUGGUAGCAGGUUACAACACUCUAGUAAUUUCUUUUUGCGUACUGAUGAGUAUAACUGACAACCUGAGAUUUCUACAGCAACACCAAUGCUUGGUAAAAAUACCUGGUUUCUGUUGUAGAGAAGUCACAGGUACCAUUACAACUCCGGGAGUUCACGUCCACCUUCCUCACUGAGUGAGGGCUAAGUUGCAGGCAGGCGGUAGUGCAAGUGAAGGAGUGAUUCCGCCCCCACCCCCUCGGGUCCUCCGAGACCACCCAGGAAAGAACCUCUGCACUCGCCCAGAAAUCCGCUUCCUCUCCGCCCAUCCCCUCGCAGGAAUGUGUCUGUGCCGCGUUCUCCUGACUCAGCUGACUGUGCUGACGCAAAGAUGACAAGGAAAUCAGACGGGGCAGAUAAGAGCCCCGAGCUUAGCAAGUCUGCUGUCCGGGCGGCUGGGCCACUCGGGCUCCUGUCUGACGGCGCUGUUGUGAUGAGUCUUGUACAAGCUGCUCAGGAACACGUGGACGGUGGAGACACAGCAGGAGAGUGUCAGUUUGGGACCUGUUAGUGUACACGUGCAAGGGCUGGGCGGCUGUCCCAGAGGUCACUUCUGUUGAGGCCGGUCCUGCCACCCACAGGGGGUGUGUCAUUGGCCUCAGCCUCUUGCCUAGUGGAGCCUGUGGGGCUGAGGCUGCGGGCACGCUGUCUGCAUCUGUGACUGAUGGAUGCCUGGCUGUUGGAGUCAGGCCCCAGGAUGGCAGGGAGCAGGCCACGGGUUUAGGGUCACACGGGAAAUAAGGAAAAAAGGGAUCCGGGAUCCAGGGACCACGUGUGCUUGGCCUUGGGGCGGGUGGCACUGCCCACUCAGGCCUUGACCUUCCCUGUUGAGUCCUGUUGCUCCUGCUGGCCUGCUGCUUCCGCCUGCGUCUGCUUGCAGGGCCGCUCCUCCCAGCUCCCCUGCCUCCCCGCUUCCACUGUCCCGGCGGACACCCCACAGAGCAUGUCAGGGCUGGCCUGCUUGCCGCCGGCCAGCUCUGCUGGUGCCCACCUGUGUGCCAGGGCCUCCUGGUCUCCAGCUCUCCCAGGGAGGGUAGACUCUUGCCAACUGCACAGCGCCCCCUUGCAGCAGGGUCUGAGGUGGGUGGAAGAGCUGCGAUUGCAGCGUCCUGAGCUCUGAUCAGACUUGAAGAAGUCACGCCUUCAUGAGAGUUUGCGUGUGUUAUGAUGAAACCCCAGAGGUGGAAGAGCAGAGCAGUGACCUCCACCGCUGGGACAGCCGGCCUGGGGACGUGCUCCUCGCCCCGACUGACCGGGCCUCGUCUAGAGCUGCAGGGCCUCCGCGGUGCCUUGGACACCGUGUGCGUUUGACUCAAGAUGAUUUGAUGUUUUGUGAUAAAGCCCACCGACCAUGAUGGCUACACAGGCCUUGAGCAUAGACGGCUAUCAAGAUGGGCAGCAGAUGCACGUGGUAACCGAGCUAAAAACUGAGCAAGACCCCCACUGCUCCGAACCCGAUGUGGAGGGCGUGAGCCCCCCCCCUGUGGGGUCCCAGACACCGAUGGAUGCAGACAAGCAGGCCAUUUACAGGCAUCCGCUCUUUCCAUUGUUAGCUUUGUUAUUUGAAAAAUGUGAACAAUCUACACAGGGCUCGGAAGGCACGACUUCUGCCAGUUUCGAUGUGGACAUUGAGAAUUUUGUAAGGAAGCAAGAGAAGGAGGGAAAACCCUUCUUUUGUGAAGAUCCGGAAACUGACAAUUUAAUGGUGAAAGCCAUCCAGGUUUUGCGUAUUCACCUUCUCGAGCUGGAGAAGGUGAACGAGCUCUGCAAAGACUUCUGCAGUCGCUACAUCGCCUGUCUGAAGACGAAGAUGAACAGUGAGACCCUCCUGAGCGGGGAGCCUGGCAGCCCCUACUCCCCCGUCCAGGCCCAGCAGAUCCAGAGUGCCAUCACGGGCACGCUCAGCCCCCAGGGAAUCGUGGUGCCGGCAUCCGCGCUGCAGCAGGGGAACGUCACCAUGGCAACAGUGGCAGGGGGCACAGUCUAUCAGCCUGUCACAGUCGUCACUCCCCAAGGCCAAGUGGUGACACAGGCAUUGUCGCCUGGCACGAUCCGGAUCCAGAACUCCCAGCUUCAGUUACAGUUAAACCAAGACCUGAGCAUCUUGCAUCAAGACGACGGCUCCUCCAAAAACAAGAGGGGGGUUCUGCCCAAGCACGCCACCAACGUCAUGAGGUCCUGGCUCUUCCAGCACAUCGGGCAUCCCUACCCGACAGAAGACGAGAAGAAACAGAUCGCGGCUCAGACGAAUCUGACGCUGCUCCAAGUUAACAACUGGUUCAUCAACGCCAGAAGACGAAUCUUGCAACCGAUGUUGGAUUCUAGUUGUUCAGAGACUCCAAAAACAAAGAAAAAAACUGCUCAGAACAGGCCUGUCCAGAGGUUCUGGCCCGACUCCAUCGCCUCGGGGGCCGCCCAGCCAGCCGCCAGUGAGCUGACCAUGUCAGAAGGAGCUGUCGUGACGAUCACCGCCCCCGUGACCAUGAACGUGGACAGCCUGCAGUCCCUGUCGUCGGACGGGGCCACGCUGGCGGUGCAGCAGGUGAUGAUGGCGGAGCAGAGCGAGGACGAGUCGGUGGACAGCACGGGGGACGGCGGGGCGGCGCUGGCCCCCGGCCACCUGGGCGGGCUGGUCCUGGAGAACAGCGACUCCCUGCAGUAGGGCCGCGCCCGCGGACUGGCCUGACUUUUUACAGUUUGCACAGCAAACAUUUUACACAGUUUUACUCCCGUAUGUUUUAUAUGUAGGUUUAGAAGAGUGCACUUUUGUAUUUCCCAGUCAGCUUCAAGAGCGUCUUUGCUGGUGCAGCGACUUCUUCCAGGGUGUGUGUGUGUGUGUGUGUGUGUGUGUGUGUGUGUGUGCGCGCGCGCGUGUGUGCAUUUUUAAGGAAAUUCUUUAAAGGUUUAACGCUAAAAAUGUGAUGAAUGACAAACACCCCCCCCCCCAGCCCACAAACCCCCGAUUAGAUUAAGGACUAGUGCUGCCAUUUUCCGAGAAUUAUGCAGUUGUAAUUUAGCUUUGUGGUUACAGCAGGCCUCCGGGGGCUGAUUGAUUUGUGUAGCCCAUGGCUCUGAAAGAAGCUUCUGCACCUUAGAACUGCCAGUGUGACGUGGGCAACAGCACACACACCAAUAACCCGAGUGGGACCCGGUGGCGAAUGUAGGUGACUAGACGUGGUUACCGUCCCUGAUGGCCCCUGAGCCUGUGUCAUUUGCUAUAUAUGAAAAGAAACUCCUAUUUUUAACUUGCUGGAAUUAUUGGAUAAAAAGCUAUUUUUAUAAAUUCAUUAUGAAUUGACUAUGACUCUCUCGAGGAUGAAAUGUCUAGAGAAGACACAGCACACGCCUACCGUCUCGAUUUGGAUGUUCUGAACGGGCCAAAUUUAACGAAGCUGCCCAAAGUUAGCCAGGAUUCCGUAGCCCUCUGCUUUCCCAGGGUGGUGGUGUUCUCUUACUAUGGUAGAUGAGACACAGCUAUUUAAUGAACGUUUGCUGUCUUCAAAUUGUAGUUUAUACGUAAAUGCUCAGAUUGCAUUUUACACUUGAUCGAAACACACAUCUAAAGAAACCGACUAAAUAGGACUUAGGUAAGCUAAGUGAAAUGGUAGCCAGUCACCAGUUAAAAGCUCCUACCAGCGUCUUUGAGUCUAAUUUAAACUUGACUACAGUGAAAUGGUUAGUAUACCAUGUCAGCUGGAUCCUGUUUUAGAAUUCUUAGUUAGCCGUAUGUUAUGCAUAAAGUGUUGAUGAUAAACUAAUCUAAGGCAUCCCCUGUGCCUUGGCUCAGAGCCAGGGCCCGCGGCAGACCCUCGGCCUGCUACGUCAUCACGUGCCACGGAGGGACGCAAGGAGCGGGGCCCGGGCGGCCUCCCGCUGGGGCUCGGGCCGGCCGCUGGUCCUGGUGGCGGGGUUUGCCCCUGUCGCUGCUCUGUGGGAUUUCCAGAGCCUGCCCUCUGACCCGAUCACGUCCGACCUGGGAGCGUUUCAGGACUUCCUGGGGACCAGACACCCCGAGAGCAGCCGGGUGUGGUUCCUGGGCUUGGUGUGGCCCCUUGGUUGACUUCCAAGCUGAGCUUUUUCUCAGCGAGGACACGGCACACCUAGCUUCCCAGAGGAGAGCUCUGUCCAGGCAUGAAGGGGACGCCCGGCCCCGCGGGGCUCCGAGGACAGCCGCGCCGUCGGGAAGGCUGCCGGGUCCCGAGAUGGAGCCACGGGGACUGGUGUGGCCAGGGCUGCCUGGGGCAUGUUUGGAGCUAGAGCAGAUGUUUUUCUAGAACUGAGUCCCCCCCAAAUUAUUAAUACCUGAAGUUAGUCAUAGGAGGAUACUUCCCAGAUACCUUAGAAGGAAGAAGGAAGGACUUGGGAACUCCUUUUAAAAUCUUUCAGGAAAUUUAAAGGAAAAACUUGACUGUUGAUUCCUUGGGGAGGAAAGUAACACUCUUAAGCAGCUGCUGUGUCCUUAUUUCUGAACAACUUUAAUACUGUUUAAGAUAUUAAACAAUAUUAAUUUUAAUACUUUGAGUCAAAUCUACAGAAGUUUAAAAGAUCACUCAAGUCCAACAAAGUUAGAACUGAAGGCCAGGACCCAGGAAGCUGGCCGGCCAGCUCCUCCCUCCCUCGGCCCCUCUGCCCGGCUAUAGGUUAGUGGGGAUCCUCCCAGCACCAGGACUCCCCGGGGGUGGUGUCUCCCCGGCGGGGUGUGGACCCCGGGGCCGUCGGGGGUGGACUGUCAAGGCGGUGGUGCGGCCCGUGCCCCUCCAGCUGAGAUCGGCUCUCGUAAGCCCUGAGUUCUUACACGGUGGAGGGACAGGAGAAGGGUCCUCAGAGACAGGGGCCCGGGACGCGGCCUGGGGUUCCCGUAACCUCUUCCCGUGAGGAACUGCGGGCACUUUCAACAGCCCGACCGCAGACGGUUUGGGCUCCUGAACUGCUGCCCAGGGCACCAGCGUCCCUGGGCGCCUGAUAAGCACUGUUCCCAGCCCUCGACUCCCGAGAGCCCCGCGAGAGGGCGAGCCCGCCGGGCUUGCGUUUGAGUGAUCAGGCUCCAUCUCGACUUGGCUCUGGCGAAGCCCUUUCCCCACGAAGGAUGCUUUUGAAUGUGUCUCGGGCCCCAGGUGCUCAUGUCACCGGCUCCGCCGCGGAGGGGCAGUGAGCAGCGGGGCCGAGCCGGGCAGCCUCACUCGGCCCCGUUUCCGAGCCGAGGGGCUCGGCCACAGCUUGGAGUGGGCAGAGCCCGGGGCCCCGUGCCCGCACCCUGCGCGGAGGGCCCCGCCGGCACCUCUGCGUGGCCCGGCGAGAGAGCCGGGCGCGUCCUCCUCAGACCCCGGACGCCGUGGGAGGCCGCCCCGGGGGCCAGUGACGGAUCCUCCGCAGUCCUCCGUCCCGUUAGCUCUGUCCGGUCUCUGAACUGACAGUCUUUAAAUGUGAAUCCUGUAACCAUGUGUUCUUGGAUUGCUGUCUUUGGAAGGGAUUUUUGUGAAGCAACUGAUUUAUCAAAGCAAAAAAUUAAAAGCAGAAACCGGC
This is a messenger RNA of Phacochoerus africanus (Common warthog), 6944 nucleotides long. It is a transcript of the gene PKNOX1, whose product is annotated as PBX/knotted 1 homeobox 1. Bases 2773 to 4083 code for a protein of 436 amino acids. Gene Ontology annotation, molecular function: DNA-binding transcription factor activity, RNA polymerase II-specific; RNA polymerase II cis-regulatory region sequence-specific DNA binding. Gene Ontology annotation, biological process: regulation of transcription by RNA polymerase II; angiogenesis. The transcript is spliced from 12 exons. Lineage: Eukaryota; Metazoa; Chordata; Mammalia; Artiodactyla; Suidae. The record is from RefSeq and is a predicted model, not a curated record.